Mytilus californianus (California mussel) is the source of this 1747-nucleotide messenger RNA. RefSeq lists its product as uncharacterized. The transcript has 2 exons. Gene Ontology annotation, molecular function: 3'-5'-RNA exonuclease activity. The record is from RefSeq and is a predicted model, not a curated record. NCBI's taxonomy places the organism in Eukaryota, Metazoa, Mollusca, Bivalvia, Mytilida, Mytilidae. The coding region runs from base 82 to 1407 and encodes 441 amino acids.
AUUGAGGAUCGUACUCAAUAUUUGCAAAAUGAAAAUCCUCCAAGUUUGGCUUAUAACAUUUUAAAAAAUAUUUCAAAUACAAUGUCUGAUAGAGCUGCGACAGAAAAAUCAUUCCAGCAACUUCUGCAAGAUUACAGAACAACUCUUCUGAAAGAAAACAUGGACAACUUUAAUGAACUAUCAGAACCAGACCAAUUACUGAUUACUAAAAUGAAUAAUUUCUUUUGUGGUCUUCAUCUUUUAGUCAAUAUUGCAGAUUUGAUGUGCAGUAUCUUCAAAGAAUGGGAGCAAACUGUGAUGAAUAAAGAAGUAGUUGGGGAGUCAGCAAUUAUAAAAACAGUAAGAGAAGUAUGCAAGGCAUUUGUUCCUGGCGUGGACAAUAAAAAUGGAGCAUCACUAGAGCUAAAAACAUACCUGUCAAGAAUCAACGUUAAAUUUCAAUUGAAGUCAUUCCAGGGUAACCGAUUCAACAUUGUCUUCCAUAAUGGAGGAGUAAUAUAUUACCUUCAUGAACAUUUCAUUUACUUCCUUGAAAAUAUAAAAUCAGAAGGCAAUACCAACACCUUGAAUGGGCUGAUGAAAGACGUAUUGAGAAAUUUGAAAUGCAGUCACAAUAUUGUAGGCUUAAGGGCAUUAGGAGUUUACAAUAAAUUUAUAACAUCACCUCUUUGGAAAAUUAUUGAAGCUGACAAUACACAUAUUCUAGACAUGAAUGCGCACUACCAUAAUCUCAUCCAAUUUUUAGAAGAUGUUGCUACAAAUAUAGAAUCAGCAAACGAACUCUUAACUGGUGAAAAGCGACCAUUCCCCAAUAUAAAGAUAAAAAAAGAUGAAGUCUGGGAAGUUUUGGUCAAACAACAGACCAAUGAUGCCGAAACUGUGAGUCUGUUAAUGCAGAUGGCUGCCGCAACAUGCAAAUCAUUAAAAGAAAAAGUAAAAGAUCAUUUACCCGAUGGGAAAUUUGAAAAUGUUACAGCAGAUGUACAAAUACAAAUGAAAUCAGUCAUUCCACACAACAAAUUACCUGAGUGGGUAUUUGGAUACCUUGAUUGGCUCCUUAAACACAGACCAAAUUCAACAAGACUAGCCAACGAAGCACACAUCGUAUACAAAUUAAACAAAACAUCAGAGUGGCUCCACAAAAAAACUGAACUAGAGAUUGAAAAGCUAGUUCAAUGGUCAAAAAGAAUGUUACCCAGAAUCAAGUUUCAGGAGAAAGAGAGAAUCAAAGAAAUAAAAAAGCAAAUGGAGGAUUUAAGCAAAGCAAAGGAAGAAAAAAGCAAGACAAAAAAAGCCAAACAACUGGAAGAGAAAAGAGAAUUACUGGAUGCCAUCUUUGUACAAGGGCUUUGGAAGUCAAGGCAAGAAAUAGAAAUGAAACUACAGCAGAAGUCAAAAAAACUGUAAAGAAAGAUGUUGACUAAUCAAAUAAAAUUUAGACAGUUAGUCCUAGAACAAUCAGCUGACAAAAAAACUUUCCAAAUAAGCAGAUUUGAAGGCAAACCAGUUACUAUAGAUAUGCUGAUGUCGAACAUGGAGAUCUUAAUAAGAUUGGAACAUGUAUCAGAAAUAGAAGUAGAUGUAGAAGAAACAGUGACAGAAGAAUAAAUGGCAACAUAUGAAUGAACAUAAACUUAAAAUUGAAAUAAAACACAUUUCGUUUUGAUGUAUUUUACAUAUAAACAAUUGGAGAUGUUGGAUACACUUUAAUGAGACAGCAAGCCAGCAACACAAUCACAAUAUAUAU